Molecule: messenger RNA, 6526 nt
Organism: Heterobasidion irregulare TC 32-1
Lineage: Eukaryota; Fungi; Basidiomycota; Agaricomycetes; Russulales; Bondarzewiaceae
Exons: 9
Coding region: 1-5946 (1981 amino acids)
Biological process (GO): mitotic spindle organization; microtubule-based movement
Molecular function (GO): microtubule binding; microtubule motor activity; ATP binding
Source: RefSeq, a predicted model, not a curated record
AUGGCCCCCUCCACCUCCUCGUCGUCGUCGAGCGCGGCGCAGACGUCCGUUCAAGUUGCUCUCCGCAUACGACCGACCACCAAACAGGAUACCGUAUCCAUCCCCGCUCGUUUUCAGCGCGCCGUCAUUCACGCCGCCUCUUCCACCUCUGUCACCGUCGACGCCACAUCUUCCGCUCCUUCAGCAUCCGGCGCCAGCACUGCCUCUGCCGCCAGCUCGUCCGCAGCCGCCAACGCCAAAAAACAAGUCUUCACGUUCGACCAGGUCCACCCUCCAGAGAGCACCCAACAUGCGCUCUUCACCUCCACCGCCCUCCCACUCCUCUCCCGCUUUCUCGACGGCUUUAAUUGCACAAUCCUCGCAUACGGCCAGACCAGCUCUGGCAAGACCUUCACCAUGACAGGCAUUGACCUUGACGCCGAUCCAUCGGAUCCGACAAAUGGUAUGGGUAUCAUUCCCCGCGCCGUGUCUACCCUCUUUCAACGCGCAAGGGAGAUCAAGGAGGAGCGCGGUAAUACGUGGAACUAUAAUAUCAAGGGUUCCUUCAUAGAAAUCUACAACGAAGACCUUAUCGACCUGCUUAGCGAUGAUGGCGCUGGUGUCCACAUUCGAGAAGGUAAGGAUGGGUCGAUCAUCUGGGGGGGCCUUCGCGAGGUCGCUGUUAAAACCUCCGGCGAGGUCAUGAACCUGAUCCGUCAAGGAACAGCUAUUCGAAGGACGAACGAGACCGACAUGAACGCCCAGUCUUCUCGUUCCCAUGCUAUCUUCUCGCUCACCCUCACACAAAGGAAGUAUAAAGGUUCGGGGGGCGCUCCAACACGCUCAUCAUCUCCGCUGCCCCCGACCGGCCGAUCCCCAUCGCGCAUCGGACGGCCAGGAUCCAUGUUUGCAGGAGGAACGGGUAACAGGGUAUCCUCCCCGACCUUUGGCGCCCGUCCAGGUACCCCCAACAGCUUUGCUUCAGCCAUGGGCAGAGGAGGCGGCCUGCGGCCUGCUAGUGCCCUCGGCUCACAUCAUGACACUCGGCAGAGCAUGGAUGAUGAGGGAGAUUGGAUCACUGUCGUUUCGAAAUUCCACUUUGUCGACCUAGCCGGAUCAGAACGACUCAAGCGCACGGCAGCCUCGGGAGACCGCGUCAAGGAGGGAAUCUCCAUUAAUAGUGGCCUACUCGCUCUGGGGAAUGUUAUCUCCGCUCUUGGGGACCCCGCACGAGCAAAGUCCCAUACCGCAUCCUACGUCCCUUAUCGUGACUCUAAGCUCACCCGGCUCUUGCAAGACUCACUCGGCGGCAACGCACACACCCUAAUGAUCGCUUGCAUCAGCCCUGCGGAGUGGAACGCUGCGGAAACGAUCAACACCCUCAAAUACGCCAACCGUGCCCGGAACAUCAAGAAUCGUGCCGUGGUCAACGAGAAAGAGGAAGGUUGGGACGAUAUCGAGUGGUUGCAGGGCAUGGUGACCCGGCUUCGGAAGGAGGUGAAGAUCAUCAAAGAGGGUGGCACGCUUCCCCCAUCCGAGGUUUCCCACGCUCCACCAACGGAGUCUAAGGAGCUGGAGGGCGCAUCAAAGAAGAUGCUUGCGAAUUUCAACGAGCUCAAGAAUAACUACGAGGAUCUUCGGGAGAAGUACGUGGCCCGCAAUGAAGAGCUCAACCGGCUCCGCAAGGAGCAUGGCGAGCAUCAUCGGUCCGCGACGACGGGUACCAUUCCUGGGAUGAGCAAAUACGAGGAAAUCGUAGGCCCCGUGAUCGAGGAGUACGAGAAGACGAUUAGCGCUAUGGAGGCUGAGCUGAGCCUCAACCGCGCUGCGCUCCGACACACGAACGAGCUGGUAGAGGAGAAGGAAGAAGAGCUGACUCAACUCUCCGAACGGAAAGUCGCGACCGAACUCUAUGUCGAGGAGUUAAGGGCGCGAGUUGUGAAGCUGACGGAGCGGGAGGCGUCCACAGAGGCCUACGUUCAUGACCUCGAGGAAAAGAUCAAGGCAUACGACGAGUCUCAUAUUAGCUCGAGCGAAUCCAUGAGCGACCUUAAGCGCGAGCUGAGUCGAUUCAAAGAAUCAGAAUCGCAUUCGACUCGGUACAUCGCGGACUUGGAGGUUCGUCUCGCCCGGUCCGACGAGUCUGUCCUCGUACUUCGUCAGACGGUCGAGAAGCUCGAGUCAGAAUGCGAGAGACGACGAGACGAGGCCGAGGUUCUCCAGGAGCGCCUAGAGAACCUGAAGAAAGACGGCGAGGACUGGAGGACGGACCUUGAAGAGCGCGAGCAGCGGGUCAAGGAGCUCGAGAAGAAGAUGGAGGAGUGGGAGGUGAAGAGGAAGGCGGCCGGCGAGGCAAGAGAGCGCCUGGGCGGUGUCGCUGAUGAGGUGGCGCAGGCCCGGAAGCACCUUGAGGCUAACAUCGUCGACUUUGCCAAGGCCAACGGUUCGGGCAGCAGUCAAGCCUCGGGGACCUCAACGCCCAAGGAGCAGGACCUCUCGCUCGAGAACCAACUCGUUGCACUCCAACAGACCCACACCGCGACCCUCGCCGAUCUUUCAUCCGUUACUUCCAAAUACCGCGAUGCCCUGCGCGAAAUCUCGGACCUUGCUGCUCAAAUCCAGGAAGUGAAGCUCAGCCAAUCCGCUCCGUCUGUCUCAGAGGAGCCAGAGCGGUCGAUCGACUGGGGUGGCCCGCACAGGCGACGAAUGACCGGGGGCCGCCACAGGGAAUCCAGCGAUAGCCCUCAGAGCGCCCACAAGCGCCUUUUUUUCCGACAUGCGAUCUCGACAGAAUCGCUUCAUUCGAGGUCGCUCUCACAAUCGCAAUCGCAAUCGCUCUCUCAGGAGCUGUCCUCGGCGCGCUCGCGCAAAACUUCCUUAUCAAGUCCUGGAACCAGUAGCCCCUCCCAUUCCCCAUCUCACUCGUCCUCGUCGCCAUAUACACAUUCACAUUCUCACUCGCAUUCACGCUCCCGUCCGAACCUCUCAAUCUCGCUACCUUCUCUGAAUGUCAGCACAACGGAGCGCUCCGUCAGCAGCCUGGAGAAGGAGAUCAUGCGGCUACAAGACGUCUUGAAUGAGCGAGAGCAGGAGAUCGCAGCGCUCGAGAGUUCUUUAAAGGAAAAAGACAGCGUGUCGUCUUCGAGCACUGUAUCGGUCAGCUUGCCGUUGACCCCUGAGGUGGAUGGGGAGGACCAUGUCAAUGGGCGGACGAGCCCUACAUCGUACCUCACGCCGCAGACUAUGCACCAGUUUGAUGAACUCAAGUCAAACGUGCAGACAACCCAUGGGCGGUCAGAUAGCGUGACUACGUCGGAGGCCGACGAAACGUUGGAACGGCUUAACGAACUUAUGAUGGCCAUGGCACAGAAGGAGUCUCAGCAUCGCGACAUCGUCGAGGGUCUCAACGACGAGCUGCAGCAGCUUCGGAGACAGCAUGAUGAACUGAGCACCCUCUCACGCGAUCAGGCACUGAACAUGUCAAGCGAGCUGGAAAGUCUUCGGAGUAAGCACGAGGCCGACAUCGCACGAUUGGAACAUAUCGAGCAAAGGGAGGCGAAGCUGGCGCAGGCCUUGGAGCAAGCGGAGGCUUCCCAUGUCGUUGUCAUCGAGCAAAUUCGUGUGGAGCACGAGGAAGCACUGCGCAUGAAGGGGCAGCAGGUUGACGAGCUUGUCUCGCGGCUCAAGGAGGAGCAUGCUCUUUCUUUGACAGCCGUUCAGGGUCAGCUGGAGGAGGCUUCCGCUGCUCUGGAGAAAGCGCAUCAAGAACAUGCCGAGGCGUUCGGUAGCCUCAAAGCUCAGCACGACGAGGAGCUUCGUCAGAGUCUAGCAGACGCCAGCGCCGCUCUCGCGCAGGCGCGCCAGGAGCAUGCAACAGCCAUUCACGAUCUUGCCAUGAGGCACCAGGAGCUUGUUAAGCAGAAGGACGAGGAGUCUGUCGCGGCGCUCGCAAAGACGGAAGAGGAGUACUACAACGGGCUCACCAAACUUCGCACCGAGCACGCCGAAGUCAUCGAGCGGCAGGCGGCAGAGGCAAAUACGGUUCUCGAACGUCUACGUGAAGAACAUGCGGCCUCGCUCCGGAUGGCCGAUAUCGCGCGAGAAGGCUCCAUCUCAGACUCUCAGUCGUCCCAGGCGAUUGCUCUCAAGGAACUCCAGGACGAAUUCUCUGUGGCCAUCGCAAAGAAGGAGUCUCAGUUUGCGGAGGACCUGGAGAAAGCGAAUGAGGAUCAGGCUCGUCUCCUCUCGGCGGCGACGGAGGAGCACAGUGCGGCCCUCGCGAAACUUCGGGAUGAGCACGCUGUGGCGCUGGCGAAGGCUGAGAAGGCGCAUGCGCAGGCUUUGGCGAAGGCUGAGGAGGAGUCGGGCAAGGAGAUCGAGCGGCUUGCGUCUGCGUUGGCGAAGGCUAAUGACGAUCAUGCAUCUCUUUCAUCUCAAGGGCGCGAAGAUUCCGAAAUGGCGUUGCAGGCUGUUAAGGAGCAGCAGGCUGUCAUUCUCCAGGAGGUCGGAGCUGGUCAUCAGGACGAGGUCGCGAGGCUCAAGGCAGCUCAUGAUGCCGCUCUUCAGGAUGCCGUUGCGAAAGUUGACGAGGAACGCUCCGCGCUAGCGCGGACGCACGCCGAGUCGACUGCAAGGCUCCAUGCGGAGCAUGAGGUGGCCAUGGCUGAGCUGAACGCUGCGCUCGUCGCAGAGCAAGAAGCGCAUCGUGAGGCCUUGGAACAGUCUCGACAGCAGAGCGAGCGUCUUCUUCAGGAUGAAAAGGACCGGUUAGCAGCGGCCAUCGCCGACUUGGAAGAGAAGCACUCGCGGGAGCGAGAAACCUUGCAGAAGGAUCACGAGCUGAUUGUCAACGAGCUGAGGUCGUACAAGGCGGCUUUAGAAGAGCACGCUCUCGUUCGGGAGGAAGCUCGCGUCGCGCACGAGGACUCGAUGGCUAAGCAGGCCGAUGUCGUCGCCAGCUUGCAGCACGAUCUGUCCGAGGCCCACAAUGAGCGCGCGGAACUCGCGCAACAGGUCGAGGCGCUCCAAGCCGAGCUGAAUAACACGCGCAGCGAGCAGACUAUGCUCAUUCGGGAGGCGUCAAAGCGGGAAUCCCUUGUGGACGAGCUAGAGAAGCAUCGGUCCGUCCUCGCGGAGAUGCAGCACAUGCUGCAGCGCGUCAAGGACGAAAAAGACGCGAUUCAGCUGGAGAAGAGCAGGCAGGAGAAUGCCGUGCGUGACUUGCAAGCGCAGCUCGCUCAGAUCCCACCACCGGAGACCGUCUCGACGCCGCUCCGCCCGCCAACGGAGCGUGGGCUCUCAUACAGCCGUCUGAACAGCUUGUCAUCCUCGAAGCUUCCUCCACCUACACCGCCGCCUUCUGUACCCCCGCCUCCGGCCCCCAGGGUUGCGUCGUCGUUCAGCAAUGACAACGGAUUCCAAUCUGCGUCAUCGUCGACACCGAUCUCCGCGUCCUCGUCUCGGGACUCGCAGCUCGAUUCGCCAGCCACGUCCCUCACGCCGUCGCUACCGAAUCUGCCGAAUGGCUCCUCGCACGCGCCCGAUCCCAAGCUGGUUCAGCAAAUCGAGGAGCAGAGCAAGCAGAUCACGGAGCAAGAGGCGAUGAUCCGGACUCUCAACAAGCAGCUCAUGCAUUGCGAGAGCGACCUCCAGGCACACAUGGAUCUCGUCACAACCCUCGAGACGUCGCUGGGCGACUCCGAAAAGAACCUCCGGAAGGCCCGAAUGCAGGCGACUGAGAUCGCUCGGGAGCGGGAUACCCUGAACGCACAGAUCGACUCGUUGCGCGGCGAGCUCCAGGAGAGCAAGCGAGAGGUGGCGACUGUGCGGCGGUCUAUCGUCGAGGAGAAGCAGUCGCUCGAGCAUCGGCUGGACGAGGAGCGGAGAGCCAAGGAACGGGCGCGGCAACAGCUCGACAGCCGUAUGGAAGAGCUGCAGAAGCGCAAGUCCAAAUUUGUCUGUCUAUGAUCUCCCCCCCCCCCCCCCCCAGCUGGUGCUGGCCGUGUCGACCGUCUUCAUUCACCCUGCGCUUGCGCUCUCUGUACCACCCUCUCGCGAGCAUGCUCCUCCACGUCUAUGAUCCACCCAUCGCUUUAGUGCCUGCCGUCCAUCACCCUCCUAUGCCCUGCGCGCCGUGCCGCGCCCACAUUGCCGUUCUCGCAUUCACUCAUUCCACGUGUUCCGCCUUUCGUCGCCUGGAGCACGGUGUGGCUUCACCCUUCGAUCCACAUUCCGGAGCACUUUCGUGUGUAUUUGUUUAAUUCCGAUUCAUCGUUUACUUAGGAUACUGUUGCGCUUUUAAGUUCUGGAUACCCACGUUCGUUUUCUCUCUCUAGCAUGAAUUGGCUAUUAUUUCGCUCUUGUCCUAUGAUUGCAUCCCUACCGGCUGCGGUACCUAUAUAUGCUAUAUACCAUACGAUCAUCGGAGCUCUCUGAAUCUCUCGACUACACUGACACAUUUAUCCAUCUGGCUCGGAGGGAGGUGUGUAAUGCACUGUCUGAAACUCUAGCGAGUUGUUGGGAUCAAUAUCAAGGCUUGCAACCGCUC